Molecule: messenger RNA, 4813 nt
Organism: Electrophorus electricus (electric eel)
Lineage: Eukaryota; Metazoa; Chordata; Actinopteri; Gymnotiformes; Gymnotidae
Gene: lmbr1
Product: limb development membrane protein 1
Biological process (GO): signal transduction
Cellular component (GO): plasma membrane
Molecular function (GO): transmembrane signaling receptor activity
Source: RefSeq, a predicted model, not a curated record
AUCACCUAGAGGUGAGAAGUGUUUACUUGGAGCUCAGCAAUUUUCCCUAGUGGAGUGUCGUUGCGAACUUUAUGAGAAAGUGAUGUGCAUCUGCAAUAUGAAGAAUGGAAGAAGACGAUGUCACGAUCAGAGAGCAGAAUUUCCACAGCCAAGUUCGAGAGUACAUUAUCUGCUUCCUCCUGUUUGCAGUGCUUUACAUCGUGUCUUACUGUAUCAUCACUCGUUACAAGAGAAAAAGUGAUGAACAGGAAGACGAAGACGCAGUUGUUAACAGAAUAUCCAUGUACCUGUGUACUUUUACCUUGGCAGUGUCUGGAGGGGCAGUGCUCCUGCUGCCCUUUUCUAUAAUCAGUAAUGAGAUCCUCCUCUCCCUCCCCAAAAACUACUACAUCCAAUGGCUCAACGGAUCCCUCAUCCACGGCUUGUGGAACCUUGUGUCGCUCUUCUCCAACCUCUGUCUCUUCGUGCUGAUGCCUUUCGCUUAUUUCUUCCUGGAGUCUGAGGGUUUCGCUGGCUCAAAAAAGGGCAUUAAGGCACGUGUGCUGGAGACCUUUGUCAUGCUGUUCCUGCUGGCCCUGCUCAUUCUGGGGAUUGUAUGGGUGGCGUCAGCUCUUAUUGACAAUGAUGCAGCGAGCAUGGAGUCCCUCUAUGACCUAUGGGAAUUCUACCUGCCCUACCUCUACUCCUGCAUCUCUCUGAUGGGAGGCCUUCUGCUGCUGAUGUGUACUCCAGUCGGUUUGUCCCGAAUGUUUACUGUAAUGGGGCAGUUGCUAGUGAAGCCCACGAUUUUAGAGGACCUGGAUGAACAGAUGUACCUUAUCCAGCUUCAGGAGGAGGCCCUGCAUCACAAGCUGAAUGGUUCAGUGUCCCAUCACCAUUUGCCCCCUGAUUCCCAGCAUCUCUACAAGGAGCUCGACAGCGUGCAGACCCAGCGGAACAAGCUUGAGCGCCGACGGAAAGCCUCUGCUUGGGAGAAGAACCUCCUUUACCCCAUUGUGAUGUUGAUUCUUCUUGCUGGCACGGCCAUCUCCGUGUUCCUGGUAGCCCUGAACAUCUUGUACCUUCUUGUGGAUGAAACGGCAUUGCCAAAGGCAUCGACGGAUCCAGGUAUUGGCAACAUGUCCCUGUCCACAUUUGGGGUUGUACAAGCAGUGGUCGAAAUCAUUCUCAUGAUUUACCUGAUGGUAUCCUCUGUGGUGGGCUUUUAUAGCCUUCGUAUUUUCCAGGGUCUCACACCUAGGAAGGACGAUACUACCAUGACAACAAUCAUUGGUUGCUGUGUAUCCAUUCUGGUCUUGAGCUCUGCAUUGCCAGUCAUGUCCCGAACACUUGGAAUAACAAGGUUUGACCUGCUGGGAGAUUUUGGCCGUUUUAACUGGUUGGGAAAUUUCUAUAUCGUCCUGUCCUACAACCUGCUGUUUGCCGUGGUCACCACGCUGUGUCUGGUGCGCAAGUUCACUUCUGCUGUGAGAGAAGAGCUCCUUAAAGCCCUGGGUCUGGAUAAACUGAAUCUGUCAAACAGCCCAGCAGAUGCAGAGUCAAGCAAACUAUCAGCCAAUGGUCAUCAGAAGACUCUCUGAGAUGUGUGCACGCUCUUCUACUCGCUCAUGCUCGCACUCUCUCUCUCUUUCACAUACGCACAUGUACCUCCCUCACUCUCACUCCCAAAGAGCAUACGGUAUGUUUUCACAAUUAAAGAAAGGAUAGCAGUUGUUAAACAGCCUGUAAAAUGAGGGGAGAAAUAUUCUUGAGUCAAGUACAUGAAGAUGAUGAUACCCAUCCAACUUCUAGCAGGAAAGUGAGCGGUUGGCAUCUAUGGUACAUCACUUGGCCAGAUCAGACCAGUGUGAAAUGGCUUCAUGAACUGCAGUGAGAGAGAGACAGAUAUUGAAUCCAGUUUCACUGUAGUGUCCUUUUUAGCAGGACUUUCCCACCAUCCGACUGGCUGAGUGUGCAGGUGUACCCUUGGCACACUGGUGCACUGUGCUUGUUUUGUACCUUGUCCAGCUAUCUGCAAUGUAUACAUUCUUUUAGUUCAUGUACUACCUAUUUUUCUUUUCUCUGGUGUCUGCAUGCCUGUUCCACAGUAAUUCAUUCUCUUUCUCUUCUCUCAUUCUUGGUUGUAUUUUGGACCUGUCCAGUGGGCACCUACUUAAGACAUUAUUCAGAAUGCUUAAUGGAAAGUCUGAUGAGCACUGCAUUAUCACAGCCUCUUAUACUUUUAUUAUGCUUUACAACACUUUGACUGUGCAUUACCCACCCCCUCAUGAUUUGUGAUUGGGUUUGUGAUUAGCAGGCUCUGAUAAGCAUGGUUGAAGUAGGUGUACUGUGACAAGCAGACUGAGAGCAGCUACUGGAUCAAUAAUGGUCUCUGCGGGGUUUUUGCAGCAAACCGAUCAAUGAUGGGGUCUUAGCCAUCACAACUCCUGCUACGGAGGAACGAUUAUAGGUGUCAAUGAAUUAUAGAUACCUACAAAGAGUUGUGGUUUCAUGCAGCUAUUGCUUGCGCCAGGCAGUAGUCUGCUGACUGUUCCAUAGGUAUAGCACAGCAUAUAUAUUGGUGUAGGAAGACUGAUUUGGGAAGGGGGGGCGGGGGGAUACCAGUGCAUGGAAAAAAAGGUGAUUUGCUUCACCAUCGAAAAAAAAAAACAAGGCAAGACUUUUGUAGUGGUCAUCAAAUGAACAGUGAUAUAAAUUUGCCUUAUUCGUGCUAAUGGCCCUAAUGAAGUGUGUGCAGAGGCAGCGUGUGAGCUCAGAGCUGCUACUGCUAAAGGUGCUUUGCUUCCUGUCCCAUGCCAGGCUAUAUUCUCUGUGCUGAAAUCAUUACAGGCGGAUGCGCGUCGUGCAUGCACGCAUGCGUGCUGGGUGAGCUCGGCCAGCCUCAGUGUGUGCAUUAUCAGUGCAAACAGCCGAGGAACACGGAAACCAGGUCUUAGCUUAUCACAGCUGGGGAAACAAAAUCAGACACAUGGCCUCUGGGGGAAAAAAAAACUCAAGUUAAAUGUGAAUUCCAAGGUAUUGCACUUGGUGAUAUGCAUGUAUAUAGCAUAUUUUGCUUUACAAAUAGCUACUGUUUACUGAGACCAGUGUAGAGGUAGGUCUCUUUGUAAAGAGCAACACUAGAUGUAGAUAGCUAAGAUGUAUGAUGAUCAUUUCUUUCUUACUUUUAGUUCGAUGUAAAUUGCAUUUGCAGUAGUUUCUUCAGUCUUCAUCAUUAGACUCACAGGUCAUUCUUGACAUUUCUCUUAGAUAUGUUGUUUAUUCAUUAAGAAAAAAAUGCAAUGUAAAUGUAUUUUUGUGUGUGUCUUUUUGGCAGAAUAUAUGGACAACAUAUUAGGUCUGUCAGCCUUAUGUACAGUCUGUGAUAUCUGUAGAAUAGGCCAGUGAAUUCGUAACUCUGCAAUGUUGGUGGUUGUCAAAUAUUCACCUCCAAUGCCUUAACUAGGGAGGAUUUUAUAGGCUUUUCUAUUAGUUGUCAUGCAUUGUGCAGUUUGUGUGUGUGUGUGUGUGUGUGUGUGUGUGUGUGUGUGUGUUUGUAUGUGUAUGUGUGUAUUUUGCGUGAAUAACUGUGUGUGAAGGAGACAGCAAUGUCUGUUAGCACCUUUUUAUAGACUAAUUCACUGUGAACCCUCAUGUGACAGUCAAAGCAUGUAUAAACCAAAAACAAAAAGCAGAACACUUCAUAAAAAGGCCAAAGGAUGAAGAUUCGGAUAUAAGACUCUACAAAUACAUAAUGGCUAAAAUGAUAUGAAGAAGAAAUGGUUUAGUGGUUUAGAUUAAAAAAAAAUUAUUCUGUGACAGAAAGAAUUCAUAUGAGGGGCACUGAAUUUAAAGCCUGUGAAAAGGUAAGGUAAAAAAAAUAAAUUCCCUGAAUCGCCAAUACAUUUUAAGCUUGAAAGUUGUGUAAUUGUUGAUUGUGUGUUGUGAAUGAAGGGCUUUUUUGGGAAUCUAUAAAGUAUGCAAUGUGAUUUCCUGUUUUGCACAAGCGUACAGUGUUUUGUAAAGAAAUGGGUGAAAAUGUGGGUGUUAGAUCCUACAGUUACUGUGAACAAAUCAAUCUCUCGCUCUCUUCACUCACUCGCUCUCUCUCUCACUCUCUCGCUCUCUCUCUCUUCCCAUAAGUCAGAUAAUAAAGGUCCAUAAAUAUUCUAGGUUGACAGAGCUAUUUUCUAUAAUUCUGUCUUCUCUGAAACCUAAAGGAACGUUGUCAGGUUGGCCCUUUCUGCAGUGCAGGUUUCUGUGUGCCACUCUUGUGUAUGAGAGCAAAACAAAUAUUUCAUUACACUAAUUAAACUUUGAAAAGUUCACUCCGUUCUUAUGACUUUUUUAUGAUUUGGUGUACAAUGAAGAAAAAAAUAUAUAGAAUCUUCUGAACUUUUUUUUCUGCAAGAAUUAUUCAGAUGUGAAUUUGAGUCGGGUGGGUGGGUUUGUCCUGAUGACACCGUUGCCUGAGAGGUCUAUGAAUUUCCUCUUGUUCUUCCUGAGUGUGCGCUCUCUCUCUCUCUCGCUCUUGCUCUCUCUCUCGCGCUCUCUCUCUCUCUCCAUGGUCUCUAUCUCUCUCUCUCUCUCCGUGGUCUCUAUCUACCAGAGGAUCGAUACAAAGAGAACUCUCCAACUUUUUUGUGUUUGUGCAUGUUACUUUUUAUAAUGUGAGAAUUGUUUUUGCUCAGUGUUUUUAUGUCUUCCAUGUAUACAUCUUCCCCCCCCCCCAAAUUUUUGUUCAUGUUUUUGUAUAAUGUCCCAUGCUAUCUUUUAGUUUACAUUGUACUUUUUUCAGAUUAUAAUAAAACUUGCGACAACUUGUUCAUGUGUA